Messenger RNA from Cydia fagiglandana, 3232 nucleotides. RefSeq lists its product as uncharacterized. The transcript has 6 exons. The record is from RefSeq and is a predicted model, not a curated record. Bases 245 to 823 code for a protein of 192 amino acids. NCBI's taxonomy places the organism in Eukaryota, Metazoa, Arthropoda, Insecta, Lepidoptera, Tortricidae.
UUACAACGGUUAGUGUUUGUUCCGAUUUUGAAAAUUCAAUUUCGUAUUCACUUUUGUGCCGCGAAGCGUAUUGGACGUUUCCCGCGUGAACUUUUGUUUUUAAUUUUUACUUUUUUUUGUGUAUUUGGUGGCCAGUGUUUUUAUAGUUUUAAGAAGUUUUUAGUGUCGGAUUGUUUUUUUUAAUGUAUUAAAUAAUGGAUUUUCGGAUAGACUUCCCGUGAGUUACAAGAAAACCUAAAACAAAAUGGCGGAAAACGAGGGCCCUGUGGUCGUGGACGACCUUCCGAUCUCAUUCCAGGUGAAAUAUCUCGGGCAGAGCGACGCUCGAGGGUUGUGGGGCAUCAAGCAUACGAGGAAGCCAGUGGACCUGAUGGUAGCUGCGGCUAAGGCCUUGCCGCCAGGUCAAAUCCUCCCUAUCGUGAAACUGGUGAUCACCGUGGACGGCGUCCACUUGGAGAGCAUCCACCACGGCCCGAAGCGAGACUUCGAGCACAUGUCUGUCUUCUUCAACAUCGAGUCCAUCUCCUACGGCGUCCAGGACUUGGUCUACACCAGGGUGUUUUCCAUGAUCAUCGUCAAAGACAACGCUGAUGUUAAGGGCUUGAAUCCCUUUGAGUGUCAUGCCUUCGUCUGCGAGUCUAGAAACGCUGCGAGGCGGCUGACGUAUGCGCUGGCGGCUGCUUUCCAGGACUAUUCCAGAAGGGUGAAGGAACUGCAGACCACUCCAGAACUGGACGAGAGGCCACCCAGUCUAAAGAAGAGGUUCGCUAUCGACCUGCGGACACCAGAAGAGAUUGAGGCUGACUUGGAGACCGAAGCUUAAAUCUGUCAGAACAAAACUUAUUUUCGUUAUAUAAAUGUAAUCAUCAUCUUAUCUUAUCGUUUUCGGGAGCCCUUGCCUGGGCUUGCUUGGGGAAAGAUAAAUCCGUCAACUACUCAAGAGCUUUUCCCACCAUAUCCUUGUGCCGGAUGAUGGAGCUCAUGGGUAGCGUUUUAAAGUCCUUUGGUUCCAGAUAUCCUGGUCCAAAGUCCUUCUUUAUCUGGCGAGGGCGUGACAUUCACACAUUAGGUGUUUUACUGUCUCCCUAAGAAGGCGUUGCUCACUCCGCGAUUUCGUCGCUUUGCUACAGGUAGCUAAAAGUACAUCCGUUCCUACCCCAAUUUUGGGGAAAGCCAUAAGCCGCGCGUGGCGCUGUCGCCACCUAGCGGCCAUAUCUGUGCUGAUCGUGACAGACGCGUUUUGUUAGAGAGUGAGUCUUCUGUACCUAGUACUAUUAUUUAUUCUGUGCCUAAGUAUAAAAGACUUCUACAUACUUACGUUACGUUGCAACAAAGGCAUACGAUUUUAGAUGAUGCAUCAUGCAAUAUAUCUUUUGGGAUAUCGCAUGCGAUUAUCUGUGAGGUUUGUAGAAGCCAAAAAGUUGGGUUUACCCGAAACCCCACAUAUUUAAUAAGGAUUAAAUGUACAUAAUUCACCAUAGUAUUAAGCGAUAUACGUAUAGUUUGCCUUAUAAAUAUACCCCUUACGACAUAAAGUAUACUAUUGUAUUAUGAAAUAGAAAUAAUUCAUAUUUAAUAUUAAAAUAAGUUCGUGAUCGGUGUACCAACAUAUUUUUAUAGGUACUUACUUAUUAUGAUUUAGAAAUUGUUUGCUACCGAUGUCGAUAGCACUUGAGUCGAUAUUUUAAUUAACCACUAGCCGCCCAUACGUCAAACCUUGCCAAGCAAAAUUAAAUUUUAUUUUGUCAACACAAAGUUCAAAUUAGAAUGGAACAGGAGACCUUUUUAAAGGUCUCUGGGCGGCUAGAGGUUAAUCACUAGCACUGGUACCUACAUUUUUGCCUCCGAAAAACCGGGCCAUUUUCCAUGAAGUUACCGCGUUGUAAUAAAUUUAAUUUAAUUUUGUAUACGUAACUACAUAGUUCCAUACCUGCUUAAUAAUGUUUAAAUCAAUACAAUACAAACCAAGAGAUCGAAAAUAGUAGGUAUGUUACGAUACAAGUGCGAAAAUUAGGAAAUUCGCACCAACUGGCGAUAAAUUAAAACACGACCGAAGGGAGUGUUUUCAAUCGAGACGAGUUGCGAAUUACCUUUUCGCACGUGUAUUGUACAACGUUUUACAGUACAUAAUUUAUUCGAGCGAAGUCAGAUGAAAAUCGAAAAUUCGGAAAAAUGAAACACCCUAACGUAUACCUAUAGUUCGUGUUUUUAGCACCUAGCUACCGCAAUAGGGCGGAACUGUAAAAAAAUUACAACUAUAGAAUAGAGAAAAAAAAAGUUCCAAAAAUUUUCCAUAUAUUUUUCAAACUUUCCUUUUUGUUACCGCCAUACAAAGGUAGUAUACAUAGGGAAAUGGUAACACAAUAGGAAAAAAAACUGGGAUUUUUUUUACCCCAUUAGGAUCGAAAGAGCUCUGAGUAGAGAUAACACAAAAGUGGCAAAAAGUCACAAUAUACAAAUGGCAAAAAAUAAAAGAAACGCUCAGAUUAGAGAUGCCCCGAAUAGUGAAUUUGGCCGAAUACCGAUUAUUCGGCCCCCCUCUCGGCCGAAUACCGAAUAUUCGGCUCCCCUCUCGGCCGAAUACCGAAUAUUCGGCGACAGAAUAUUCGGCAUGACAUGCGUACAUUUUGAGUCACAAUUAUUAUGAAAACUGUUUGCCAACAAAGCACAACAUUUGCUAAAAUAUAUUUUUAUGUUGAACAGAAUUAAUGAAUGUAGUUAGAGUCAAUCAAAUCAGACCCAUGAUAAAAAUAAAAUAUUUUGGAAUCAACAAAUGCUCAAAAACGUGCCUUUGUAUGUAACCAUUUUCCAAGAAUACAUUUUAAAUAUUAAAUAUACCUUGGUUUUGGUUAUUUUUUUGUGAAAUUUUUUAUUUAGAAAGGUGCAACAGAUAUUUGGUAUUCGGCCGAAUAGUAGGCAACAUUCGGCCGAAUACCGAAUAUUCGGCAAAGUGGCCGAAUAGGCCGAAUACCGAAUAGUUGCCGAAUAUUCGUGGCAUCUUUAGCUCAGAUACUAUAGUUGGGUUGUUUUACGGUAUGUAUUUAUUGUUACAUAUAAUGUGCUUAUUGGCACUUUAUGCCUAUAGAGGCUGUAUAAAUAUGAUUGUUAAUAUUUAUUAGACUUUUAAGAUUAUAAAUACCAAAACACACCGUUUGUGAUUUAGCAAAUAGUUUUAAUUGUAGCGAACAGUAUUUUUAAAAGAAUAAAAUAAAAACGAAAGUACAUAUAUUGA